UCACGCACGCAGCCGCGCGCACGCGCACGCACGCAGGGGGCCGGCGGCGAGCCGUGGCGCGCGGGGCCUGCCCGCCGCCCGGCGUGAGAAAACAGACUUUCAGCCACGUCAAAUGGUCCCUGUCACAGUGACUGUUCACAGCCCUUUUGCUUUCCAGCUCAGCACAUACUGAGAGGAUCUCAUCUGUCAGGACUGUAUGAAAGACUCCUUUCCUUCAAGUGGAAAACACCCUUCAAGUGGAAAGUCGAACAUACUGGUUGGGCCAAAGCUUACGCUACAGGCUUUUAUAUCAGGACUUUUAUAGCUUUCAUAGCUCAGAGGAGCAAGAAUACCACCGAGGAAGAGGAAUGGAGCGCCUGGCCUCCUUCAGCAAUGACCCUUUUGAUAAGCCUCCGUGCCGAGGCUGCUCUUCUUACCUCACAGAGCCCUAUGUCAAGUGUGCUGAGUGUGGGCCUCCUCCCUUCCUCCUGUGUUUGCAGUGUUUCACGCGAGGAUUUGAAUAUAAGAAACAUCAGAGUGAUCAUACUUACGAAAUAAUGACUUCAGAUUUCCCUGUCUUGGAUCCUAACUGGACAGCUCAAGAGGAAAUGGCACUCCUAGAAGCUGUGAUGGACUGUGGAUUUGGAAACUGGCAGGAUGUAGCCAAUCAAAUGUGCACAAAAUCCAAGGAGGAGUGUGAGAAGCAUUACAUGAAACACUUUAUCAACAAUCCCUUGUUUGCAUCUACAUUACUGAACCUGAAGCAGGCAGAAGAGGCGCAGCACAGUGAAACAGCCAUUCCAUUCCACCCUGCUGAUGACCCUCCACGCCCUACUUUCGAUUCCUUGCUUUCCAGGGAUAUGGCUGGGUAUAUGCCAGCAAGAGCUGACUUCGUUGAGGAGUUUGACAACUAUGCCGAAUGGGAUUUGAGAGAUAUUGAUUUUGUAGAAGAUGAUUCUGACAUUCUGCAUGCUCUGAAGAUUGCAGUUGUAGAUAUCUAUCAUUCCAGGUUAAAGGAAAGACAGAGGAGAAAAAAAAUUAUAAGAGAUCAUGGCCUAAUCAACCUCAGAAAAUUUCAGAUUCUGGAAAGACGAUACCCAAAGGAGGUUCAAGACCUUUAUGAGACAAUGCGACGAUUUGCACGAAUUCUUGGACCAGUGGAGCACGAUAAAUUCAUCGAAAGCCAUGCAUUGGAGUUUGAGCUGCGAAGGGAAAUAAAACGACUACAGGAGUACAGAGCAGCAGGAAUCACCAAUUUCUGUAGUGCAAGAACAUACGAUCACCUCAAGAAGACAAGAGAUGAGGAACGCCUAAAGCGCACAAUGCUUUCGGAAGUGCUGCAGUACAUCCAGGACAGCAGUGCCUGCCAGCAGUGGCUCAGUCGACAAGCUGACAUUGAUUCCGGCCUGAGUCCCACAGUACCAGUUGCUUCAAAUUCAGGUAGACGGAGUGCCCCACCACUGAACCUCACAGGUCUCCCGGGGACAGAGAAGCUUAAUGAGAAGGAGAAAGAGCUCUGUCAGAUGGUGAGAUUGGUCCCUGGAGCCUAUUUAGAAUAUAAAGCUGCUUUAGUGAACGAGUGUAACAAACAGGGAGGCCUGAGACUAGCCCAGGCUAGAGCACUCAUUAAGAUCGAUGUGAACAAAACCAGGAAAAUCUACGACUUCCUUAUCAGAGAAGGGUACAUCACGAAAGCCUGAGGACAGACAUAAGCGCCUUGGAUGGAGCAGACAGAUGUGGAGAAGCUUUGAAGUCACUUUGACAGCGCUGAAAGAUGUUACCAGUGUUGAAUCAAGGACACUUCCUUUUGUUUAAAACCUUUUGGGGCUUUUUUGUAAAAACAAGUAGGGAGCUUUGUUAAAUUGUAUGAAUACUGACAUUUCUUUGUCUGGUUUUCUUUCGACUGUGCUGUUUAACACUGCUGUUGUCAGAAUUAUGCUGCCAUGUAGCAUAAGAAAGAAUUGUGUGCCAUAUAAGCUAAUCUUAAAUGUGAAUGGGCAUUCAUUUCUAACACCUCCUGUAACUAAAAGGAGAAUCAUGGUACUUUUAUUCUGACAGCGACAUAGAAUAAGGACAGCAGAGCAGCACGUAAUGAGAGUCACAUUUUGACUUUGUGUGAGCGAAGGGGUAUAGGAAUGCAGUCCCCUCCCUUCUUGUACUCGUGUCUAAAACAGAGUCAGCUUUCAAAGGAGAUAGCGCAUGCCUGAGGGUAUAAAAAUAGAACUUGCAAUGGUCCAGUCUUUUUAACUUAAUUGUGAUAAAGGAUGGGAAAGGACAUUGCAGGGAAGCUCUUCAACAGGUGUUACUUUUAUGUGAUAUUAGCGCAUAUCACAGCAUGAGUGUACUGUACAAACCAAUAAGCUUCAUCUGCUCACUACUCGAUUUGUGAUUGUCAAGUUACAUAUAAUUCCUCUUCCUAUUUGGUUGCUCCGGCUCACUGGCAAGACUGGAUGUUAAAACCAGAGCAGCCUUUCAGAACCUAAAUAAAACACCACUCAGUGCCAUUCUCGCACAAAAGACAGCAGCAGAGGCAGCCACGAACCACCGAGGUUGUGUCCUUUCAGCCCGUCCUGCCCCUCUGCGCGUGGGGCCUCCUCCUUUCACUUCGCCGCAUUAGUGGCGCAUACCCAGUUGACCAAAAAGGCAACGAGAAGAUGCAGCGAGGUACUACACACCUGGUCACGUUAGAUAAUCCAUUAUAAGACUUCCACACAAAACAUUUGUAUUUGGAAAUAAAAAUUAGAUGAAGACGACUGUUCUUUCCAGAGGCAGCUCUGCACCGUUUCCUAGACGGUAAAGCGUGAUUAUCAGACAGCCUCCGUUGCAAAGUGCAACGCGCUCUGUUAGUGUGGUCUGCAGAAAUAACGUUGUGCAAGUUGCCUAACAACCAAAGCAAGCAGGAUGAUGUUGUUCUCAAGUUUGGGGUUUCACCUUGAAAAGCCUAACUGAGCUAUAAUUAUACCUAUUUAAGAUGUUUGGAUUUGGGUUUUUUGGGUUUUCCCCCCAAGAGUAAUUAUCCUGUGUACCUGAGGUGCCAUUGAAUGUGAAAUAUUUUGGUUUGUAAUAAAAUCAAAAUGAUUUGAAA
Messenger RNA from Dromaius novaehollandiae (emu), 3064 nucleotides. It is a transcript of the gene TADA2A, whose product is annotated as transcriptional adaptor 2A. Lineage: Eukaryota; Metazoa; Chordata; Aves; Casuariiformes; Dromaiidae. The transcript is spliced from 16 exons. The record is from RefSeq and is a predicted model, not a curated record. Bases 348 to 1679 code for a protein of 443 amino acids. Gene Ontology annotation, molecular function: protein binding; transcription coactivator activity; zinc ion binding. Gene Ontology annotation, biological process: chromatin remodeling; regulation of transcription by RNA polymerase II. Gene Ontology annotation, cellular component: nucleus; SAGA-type complex.